Entelurus aequoreus (snake pipefish) is the source of this 3934-nucleotide messenger RNA. RefSeq names its product zinc finger, HIT-type containing 2 (gene znhit2). The record is from RefSeq and is a predicted model, not a curated record. Lineage: Eukaryota; Metazoa; Chordata; Actinopteri; Syngnathiformes; Syngnathidae. The transcript is spliced from 2 exons. The coding region runs from base 78 to 1757 and encodes 559 amino acids.
GGGACACUGUCACUUUAAAAUGACGUCAUCGUUAUCCAAUAUGGCGACCCACUGACCCAAGCGACAUCACACGACAAAUGCGAAUAUCCGACUUCGAUCGAUUUUCCUGUUCUUCAACAAUGAAUCCGAUAAUUAGACGGACACUACCUCCUUCUGUAAGGAGUCUACUGACAGACAUCGCUCCAAAAGACGAGAGUUUAUGGGCAGACGACAGCCACGACGACCCGUCAGUCAACAAGGAGGGAAUACUGCUUCCUGCGAGGGGGUCUACUCCUGGACUGGAGGACCUUCUCACUCCUGCUACAAAUCACGAAGCUGGCGGGGAAAACCCCAAACCGGGCUCUGUGUGCAUGUUGUGUGAUUGCAAACCCGCAUGCUACACUUGCCCUCGGUGCAACCUGAGGUACUGCGGCGUGGCUUGCUACAGGAGCCCUGGUCACUCCUUGUGCUCUGAGGAGUUCUACAAGGAGUCUGUUCUGCAGGAGCUGAAGAACAUGGGCAAAACCGAGCGUGAAGGGAAGGAGAAAAUGCAGGAGAUUCUCCUCGGGCUGAGACAAAAGGCGCAAAUGACCGAUGGAGGGAUGGGACGUGUGUUAAGAGAAGCCGGUAUUUUGCAGGAAAAAGAGGAGAACAUUGAAGUUAUGGAGCUUCUGUCCAGAUUGGCCGAGCUUCAGGAGUCGGGAGCAGGCAGCGCAGCAGAGAUCGAGGCCAUUAUGAGAAAGCUGGAAGAGCUCGGAGGACAGGGAGGAGACGAGGAGCCGCCAGAAGGCAUGACUGAGCGUCUAUCAGAGCUGGAUCUUGACCAGCUCUCUGAGGAGGAGCUGUGGGCGCUCCUUGACAGCCAGGAGAAAGAGAGGUUUGUGAGUCUGAUGAAGGGCGGCGCUCUGGGUAGGUUGAUCCCCGUGUGGAGGCCUUGGUGGGAGGAGCACAAGGUUGGAAGGAGCGCACUGGUGGAGGUGCUAGAGGAGGAGGUGAACAAGCAGGAGAAUGGUGCAUCACCACCAGAGACGGUUCAGAAUCAGGACUGUAAAGCAAAAAAGUCCCAAGGCAGGAAUAAAAAGGAGGCAAUGACAAGAGGAAGCUCAGCAGCCUGCUGUAUGCCUUCGAUUUCUUCCAAGAUCCCCAAACUGGGUCACUUAUGUCCAAAUCCAUCUCCAUUAGUCUGCUAUGGUUUAGUCAAUGCUCUUUAUUGCUACAGUUUCACUUUGCGUCUGUUUAACGGGGACGUCGACACGCUCCUGAGCGAGUUCUGUGACACCGUGCUCGCCUUGUCUGAGGCGCUGAGUUCCAGCAGGGUUUUCAUUUCCACCCAAGAAGCCGUACAUUGCGCAGAGACUCUCAUUCUGGCAGGAGGCUACCUUGACAAAGAGGAGUCCCGCGCCACAGACUGGGCAGCGGAAAGCGCCGCUCACAUCAUGACCGGGCGAGACAACAAGGACGCCACAGGCUACACCCUGGCGGCCUUGAGUCAGCUCCGCUCGGCACUCUCCAAAGCCAGAGCGGCCCUCUCCAAGGACGGCGACGAAGGUGCAAAGAGACAGAAAUACUUCCUGGCUUCCAAGAAGUGUGAAUUCUUCCAAGCAUGGACGAUGGAUAAUUCUCAGCGGACUCGCCGACUGGCUUUGGAGCUGUGGAGCGAGCGCAGCAGGCGAGAGAGCGGCAGGGAGAGUGUGGAGAAAACAAAAGCGCUUGUUGAGGAGAGCUUUAAGAAAGGAAAGAGGAAAGGGAAUAGUAAGUUGAUCCAAGAAUUGAGCUAAGUCACGGAAGUCCAUAAAAAUAAAAAGGAUACCGGUAAAUGUAAGCAAACCAUUAAUGUUGACCUGCUGUAAUAAUUAUGUUGUUGAAAGCACUUAACUUUCAAACCAUCAUUUUUUUUAAAAUAAUACAGUACAGACCAAAAGUUCAAUGCGUUUUCUUUAUUUUCAUGACUAUUUACAUUGUGGAUUGUAACUGAAGGCAUCAAAACUAUGAAUGAACAAGUGGAGUUAUGUACUUAAUGGAGAUGUCUGAUAAAUGCUUUAAAAUGUAAUAUCGGAAAUUAUCGGUAUCGUUUUUUUAAUUAUCGGUAUCGUUUUUUUUUUUUUGGUUUUUUUUUAAUUAAGUCAACAUAAAAAAACACAAGAUACACUUACAAUUAGUGCACCAACCCAAAAAACCUCCCUCCCCCAUUUACACUCUUUCACACUCAUUCACACAAAAGGGUUGUUUCUUUCUGUUAUUAAUAUUCUGGUUCCUACAUUAUAUAUCAAUAUAGAUCAGGGGUCACCAACGCGGUGCCCGCGGGCACCAGGUAGCCCGUAAGGACCAGAUGAGUAGCCCGCUGGCCUGUUCUAAAAAUAGCUCAAAUAGCAGCACUUACCAGUGAGCUGCCUCUAUUUUUUAAAUUGUAUUUAUUUACUAGCAAGCUGGUCUCGCUUUGCUCGACACUUUUAAUUCUAAGCGAGACAAAACUCAAAUAGAAUUUGAAAAUCCAAGAAAAUAUUUUAAAGACUUGGUCUUCACUAACUGACAAAGAAACAGAUAACAUAUUUGGUGUCCAGUUCAAAGUGUGACAUGAUUUAUUUAAAACAUUGAGAGUUGACUUUUGUAUUUUACAUGAGUUAUUAUUUGUACAAACAUGGUGCAAAGUAAUUCAUGAUUUGUUAAAACAUGUUAGUGGCUAGCUAGUUAAAAUGGGGUAUUGUGAUUUCACAAGACUGUCUUAGAAGUGAUCAUUUGAAAAUGUUCAAUUUGAAAAAUGUGCACUUAGAGAAAAUAUAAAAAUAAAGUGUUGCAUAUUGAUAUUUAUCUGUUUCUAUAUAUAUUUAUUGUGAGAAAUCAUUAAGAUGAUCAGUGUUUCCACAAAGAUAAAUAUCAUUAAUUAUUAUUGAUAACAUACAGUUAAAGGUAAAUUGAGCAAAUUAGCUAUUUCUGGCGAUUUAUUCAAGUGUGUAUCAAACUGGUAGCCCUUCGCAUUAAUUAGUACCCAAGAAGUAGCUCUUGGUUUCAAAAAGGUUGGUGACCCCUGAUAUAGAUCAAUACAGUCUGCAAGGGAUACAGUCCGUAAGCACACAUGAUUGUGCGUGCUGCUGGUCCACUAUUAGUACUAACCUUUAACAGUUAAUUUUACUCAUUUUCAUUAAUUACUAGUUUCUAUGUAACUGUUUUUAUAUUGUUUUACUUUCUUUUUUAUUCAAGAAAAUGUUUUUAAUUUAUUUAUCUUAUUUUAUUUUAUUAUUAUUUUUUAAAAAGACCUUAUCUUCACCAUACCUGGUUGUCCAAAUUAGGCGUAAUAAUGUGUUAAUUCCACGACUGUAUAUAUCGGUAUCGGUUGAUAUCGGUAUCGAUAAUUAAAGAGUUGGACAAUAUCGGAUAUCGGCAAAAAGCCAUUAUCGGACAUCCCUAGUACUUAACAAAAAAAAAGGGAAAUAGCUGAAAACAUGUUUUGUAUUCUACCCUUUGCUCCGAAUACUGCUUUGCACACUCUUGGCAUUCUCUCCAUGAGCUUCAAGCGGUAGUCACCUGAAAGGGUUUUUACUUCACAGGUGUCAUACUUUUGAUGCAUUUCAGUGACAAUCUACAAGGUAAAUAGUCAUGAAAAUGAAGAAAACACAUUGAAAUGACAAGAUGUGGCCAAGCUUUUGGCCUGUACGGUAUAUUACAUCAUGACUGAGACAUUCACUCCUGAUGGUAUUAAUCAUGUCCGACAUUUUUAUCAACAUUUUUAUAAGGCUGCUGUACUAUUUUUCCUGCUAUAUUAUACCGAUGUAAUUCAUGCAUUCUCAUGUCCCAUUGGGCUUUUUUUACUUACUUUGUUUUCAAACGACAAGACCAUUACACACAGUUUGUGUGACCAAAGGAUUUUGAACCUGAAAAACCAUGUAAUAUUUUGCAUACAGUUUUGAAAUAAAGUCCAAAACAUGGGUAAACAAAAUAAAACAAAUUUGAGAAAGUU